Pelodiscus sinensis (Chinese soft-shelled turtle) is the source of this 5016-nucleotide messenger RNA. The record is from RefSeq and is a predicted model, not a curated record. NCBI's taxonomy places the organism in Eukaryota, Metazoa, Chordata, Testudines, Trionychidae.
GCUGCUGUUUUGCAAAUAACAAUGUAGUACCAUCUUGAAGUAUAGCAAAUAGAUGAAAUACACAGAGUGAAUGAAACAAAACAAAAAGAGUUAGUUAAAAUGGUACCUCUGAAAGAGCUGCAGUUGCCAGGCUACUGACACUGCUAUUCUGUGUGUGUGGCGUGACACAAUGCUCAGGCUUUUCUUCUGCUUCCUUUAGUAAGUCUGCACUAUCUUUUGCACAUCAGGAUUUUGUUCCUUCAUCUGUUGAGUAACGUGAUCUCUUUCUACAUCCAGAUCAAGAGAUUGUAUAUUUUGGGAACUACAAGGUUUUGGAAUGGACAUGGAAAUUCUUAAGUGUUUCACAAAAAAUGAAAUUUGUGCCAAGGCAAAAAUGUCACAGGUUAAGCAAGUGGGCCUGUUAGCUGCUGGAUGUCAGCCAUGGAACAAAGAUGUAUGUGUUGCUAGUGGCGACAGAUUUGCCUAUUGUGCCACCCUUGCUAUUUAUAUUUACCAGUUGGAUCACCGGUACAAUGAAUUCAAACUCCGGGCAAUUAUGUCUGAGCAUAAGAAAACAAUCACAGCAAUAUCUUGGUGUCCCCACAACCCUGAUAUGUUUGCAAGUGCCAGUGCAGAUAACUUAGUGAUCAUUUGGAAUGUGGCUGAACAGAAAGCUAUUGCAAAACUUGACAAUACAAAAGGGGUUCCUGCCUCACUUAGUUGGUGCUGGAAUGCAGGGGAUGCAGUUGCAUUCGUUUCCCAUAGAGGCCCAUUGUAUAUCUGGACUAUCUCCGGAGCAGACAGUGGGGUAGCUGUACAUAAAGAAGCACAUAGUUUCUUGUCAGACAUUUGUCUAUUUAGAUGGCAUCCAAAGAAGAAAGGAAAAGUAGUAUUUGGACACACUGAUGGAAGUCUUUCUAUUUUUCAACCAGGUUCAAAGAGUCAGAAACAUGUCCUGAGACCAGAGUCUCUUGAAGGAACAGACGAAGAGGAUCCAGUUACAGCCCUGGAAUGGGACCCUCUGUCUACUGACUAUCUUCUUGUUGCUAAUUUACAUAAUGGCAUUCGACUAGUUGAUUCUGAGUCUCUCUGCUGUAUCACAGCAUUUAAUUUUCCUAGUGCAGCAGCAUCAGUUCAAUGCUUAGCCUGGGUUCCUAGUGCUCCUGGAAUGUUUAUUACUGGAGAUUCUCAGGUUGGAGUGUUGCGUAUAUGGAAUGUUUCACGCACAACCCCCAUAGAUAAUUUUAAACUGAAGAAAACUGGGUUCCAUGGUUUGCAUGUGCUCAAUUCUCCUCCAAAGAAAAAGUCACUUUCAUCACAUUCUCCUACUAAAAAUCAUCAUACAUCAUCUACCAGCGAGGCUGUUCCACCCCCAACUCUAACCCAAAACCAAGCAUUCUCUCUUCCUCCUGGCCAUGCUGUCUGCUGUUUUAUGGAUGGUGGAGUGGGGCUUUAUGACAUGGGAGCCAAGAAAUGGGAUUUCCUUAGAGAUUUGGGUCAUGUUGAAACCAUCUUUGACUGUAAAUUCAAACCUGAUAACCCUGACCUUCUAGCUACAGCAUCAUUCGAUGGGACAAUAAAAGUGUGGGAUAUAAACACUUUAACUGCAGUCUACACCUCUCCUGGGAAUGAGGGGGUCAUUUAUUCUCUUUCUUGGGCUCCAGGGGAUUUGAACUGCAUAGCUGGUGCAACCUCCAGAAAUGGUGGCUUUAUCUGGGAUGUCCCAAGAGGCAAAAUGGUAACCCGAUUCAGUGAGCAUGGAAAGAAUGGAAUCUUCUGCAUUGCUUGGAGUCAUAAAGAUUCCAAAAGAAUAGCGACCUGCAGUGGCGAUGGAUUCUGUAUUAUUAGAACCAUUGAUGGCAAAGUUCUUCACAAAUACAAACAUCCAGCUGCAGUUUUUGGUUGUGAUUGGAGCCAAAACAACAAAGAUAUGAUAGCCACUGGCUGUGAAGAUAAAAAUGUUCGUGUUUAUUACCUAGCAACCAGCUCUGAUCAGCCACUGAAGGUUUUUACAGGGCAUACUGCAAAGGUGUUUCAUGUAAGAUGGUCUCCUCUGAGAGAAGGAAUCCUCUGCAGUGGUUCUGAUGAUGGUACUGUCCGAAUAUGGGAUUACACACAAGAUGCUUGUAUAAAUGUUCUUAGUGGACAUACAGCACCAGUACGGGGACUGAUGUGGAAUACCGAAAUCCCUUACCUAUUAAUAUCAGGCAGCUGGGACUAUACAAUACGGGUGUGGGACACAAGAGAUGGAACUUGUCUAGACACAGUUUAUGAUCAUGGUGCCGAUGUAUAUGGAUUAACAUGUCAUCCUAGUCGCCCAUUCACGAUGGCCUCUUGUUCUCGUGACUCGACUGUGAGACUUUGGUCUUUAACACCUCUAAUAAACCCUCUCCAAAUAAAUAUCCUUGCAGACAGAUCUUGGGAUGAGAUCAUUGGCAAUACUGAUCGUGCUGUGGAACCAGGUGCUCCUCCUUUGCUAUGUGGUAAAGUAUCCAGGGAUAUUAAACAGGAGGUGGACAAGCUGACUGGUAAUACUCGAGGGAAAAAGCUAAGGUGGUUUUCAGAAUGUUUGUCACCUCCAGGAGGCAGUAAAAAUUUAUGGGACCUAGUUGCUGUAAUAAAAGGUCAGGAUGAUAGCUUGCUUCCACAAAACUACUGCAAAGGAAUUAUGCAUAUGAAGCAUCUGGUUAGAUUUAGAAUGUCCAGAGCCCAAGAACUAACGACAGUAAAAAUGUCCAAAUUUGGAGGAGGUAUUGGUGCACCUAGCAAGGAGGAAAGGCUAAAGGAAGCAGCAGAAAUACAUUUAAGAUUAGGACAAAUUCAGAGAUAUUGUGAACUUAUGGUGGAGCUUGGAGAGUGGGACAAAGCCCUCUCAGUUGCACCAGGUGUAUCUAUGAAAUACUGGAAAAAGCUAAUGCAAAGGAGAGCUGACCAGUUAAUUCAAGAGGAAAAUGAUGAUGUCAUCCCAUACUGCAUAGCUACUGGUGAUGUGAAGAAACUAGUCACUUUUUUUACUUCAAGGGGCCAACUUAAAGAGGCUCUGCUUGUUGCACAGGCAGCUUGUGAAGGAAAUAUGCAAAUCGUACAGCUUUCAACAUCAAAUGGAUCUUCAAAUCCUGAUGGAAACAUGGAAGAUUACAAUGAACUCCUCCACAGGGUCAGUAAAGAACUGGCAGAGUGGUAUUUCCAGGAUGGCCGUGCAGUUCUUGCAGCGUGUUGCUAUCUAGGUGUUGAGAAUAUUGAGCUUGCCAUGGCAAACCUGAUUCGUGGAAAUGAACUGGAGUUGGCAGUCAGUGUGGGUACUGUCUUAGGAGAAAGUGCAGCGCAAGCAACACAUUAUGCUCUAGAGUUACUAGCAAGAAAAUGUAUGACAGUAACAACAUGCUUUCCACCUCUUGGAUACAGGGACUUAGCAGCAGAUCUUCUCAUGAUGACUCCCAAUAAUGAACUGCAGUUAGCAAAGCUGUGUGCUUUCUACCCUGGAUCGACAGCAGAGAUAAAUGAGCUACAUGAAAAGUGUAAUCUACCAGGGGUAGAUGAAUGUAUGCAGUUGGCAGAGACAGCUCAGGCAAAAGGAGACAUAUUUGAAACCAUAAAAUACUAUUUGUUGAGUGCAGAACCAGAAAAAGCCCUUCCCAUUGGCAUUCAAUAUAUUAAAGAACAAAUUAGUAGCUCAGAUUGGACUUUGGAUUCAGUGUGCACUUUUCUUGACCUUCUAAGCUAUAUACGCACUGAAAGAUUAGUGCUGCAUAAAUGUAGUGAAGUUCGGAAUGAGCUGCUGAUAUUGUCUGGUUACAUUGGGGCUUUACUUGCUAUUAGAAGAGAGUAUGCUAGCAUUGUACCUGCACUUUAUGAAUACACAAGUCAGCUUUUAAAACGGCGAGAGGUCUCUGUUCCCCUGAAAAUUGAACAGCUCUCUGAGGAACUAGAUGCUUGGAGAGCUUGCACUCACUUAGUCAACAAAUCUACUGAUGAACUGUCAUAUACCUCUCCAUCUGAAUCACAGAGAAUGGUAUAUUCAACAUUGGUAUCACGAAUAAAAGAAGAGCCUCUUAAAGGAAUGAUUGGACCAGAUUACGUCACUGGAUCUAAUCUUCCUAGUCACUCAGACGUUCACAUCUCUUGUUUGACAGGAUUAAGGAUACAGGGUCCUGUGUUUUUCCUUGAAGAUGGAAAAUCAGCUAUUUCACUGAAUGAUGCUUUGAUGUGGGCCAAAGUGAAUCCCUUCUCACCAUUAGGAACAGGAAUACGACUUAACCCAUUCUGAUAAGAUUGCUUCACCCCCGCCCCCAGUGCUUAAAAGAAGUAACAUCCAGCAGGUUAACGUUAAUUUAACCUUGAUUGUUGAAGGACAGAAAGAUGGCAGUUGAUUCUUCCUGAAAGACAGUUACUUGAAUUUUGCAAAAUGUAAAUGAGAAAAUGAAAAAUUGAUUUUUAUAUAUAAAAAGUUAUGAUAAUCCAAAGAAAAAAAUGUCCUUACAUAAUUGACAGCCAUUUUUUUUAAAGAUGAGAAUACUGUUGUUAGACAACAUAAACAUCUUUCAGUAAAUUUUUGUGAACAAAUUGUAAAGCAAAUAAAGAAAUACCUGCACAUUAUCAAUAUACUGGGGUAGCCUGAACUGUGAAAUUCUUAAGACAUUUUAAAAUACAUCAGUACACAAAUUAUUUAUGCUUUUAUGAAUUGCCACUGAGAUACAGCUGAGCUUCAUACAUCCCUUUUUAUUUGUACCGAAUACUUGAUAAAUAUGAUUCUAAAAAGUGAUAGUGUAUAUUAAAUGACAAUAUAGUCAAAAUACUUCAAUUUUUAAUUAAAAAUCUUUUACUACAAUAAAUAUUUAAGCUUGAACAGUAAAAGUCAUUUUGAUGAAUAUCUAGAUUAGAAUAAAUUAUAUUUUCUGAUAAGUUCACUUUUAGCACUCCCCCUUAUAUUUUAAUGAGCUAAAAUAUUUUAUGAACAUUAUUUUUUUAAUAAAUAGCUUGUAAGUAAUAAAUAACUUAUUCAAUGAAAAUUAUUGAAAUACAUUAUGUAAAUUAAAA